UGUCAGCUUCCUCCAUGUUCUCUCUACGUAGAGCACCUUUCCGACGAUGCCUACACACCCAGGCAACCCACUCUUUGCACCAAGCUAAGCCCUACAGGCUGGGCUUCACUUUGGCUGCGUCCAUAACGGUAGCUUCGUACACGACAUGGCGAUGGACACGGGAUCAGCGUAUCGCGUUGGAUAGCGUGACGGUUUCCGAAAGUACGUGCCCUUUGGACUUCACGUCUUUUACUCACUCUUGGACCUUGCCCCCAGAUAUCAAAACACCGGUUCUCGACGGCUCCUCAUCGGAAACUGACCAUAUUUCCGCUUCUCCUUUACAAAACCCAGAGGGCUCCACGGAAUCCUCGUCAAAAAGUGAAGCGGAGACAGAGGCUUCAGAUAGUGCUUCACAAGGUGCUUACAACCCGGAGACUGGUGAGAUCAACUGGGACUGUCCCUGUCUUGGUGGAAUGGCCUAUGGUCCGUGCGGGCCCGAAUUUCGUGAAGCCUUCUCCUGCUUCAUAUACUCGGAGGAGGAACCUAAAGGUAUCAAUUGUGUUGAGAAAUUUCAGGCGAUGCAGACCUGUUUCAGAGCCCAUCCUGAAGUUUAUGCAGAUGAAAUCAUGGACGACGAUGAAGAUGGUAAAGCAAAUCAGGGAGCAACUGAAGGAGUUACUGUUGAUGCUUCUUCCCCCGAGGCAGCGUCAAGCUCUGGUACAUCUCAGGUUGAAAAGUCUGACUCAUCUGUAUCAGCACGAAGCACCUCCACAUAGACUGUCUUUGUCUUACUGUAUCGGUAGUUAUCUUAUACUCCUAGCUCAGCCCCAACUGAUAGAAUAUUGAAUGAAUCCAAACACAUAUUCGACUAAAAUACA
This is a messenger RNA of Lentinula edodes (shiitake mushroom), 857 nucleotides long. RefSeq lists its product as uncharacterized. The transcript has 2 exons. The record is from RefSeq and is a predicted model, not a curated record. The coding region runs from base 15 to 755 and encodes 246 amino acids. Gene Ontology annotation, biological process: protein import into mitochondrial intermembrane space. Gene Ontology annotation, cellular component: mitochondrial intermembrane space. Lineage: Eukaryota; Fungi; Basidiomycota; Agaricomycetes; Agaricales; Omphalotaceae. Gene Ontology annotation, molecular function: protein-disulfide reductase activity.